Molecule: messenger RNA, 1288 nt
Organism: Cucumis sativus (cucumber)
Lineage: Eukaryota; Viridiplantae; Streptophyta; Magnoliopsida; Cucurbitales; Cucurbitaceae
Product: remorin 4.1
Exons: 2
Coding region: 60-890 (276 amino acids)
Source: RefSeq, a predicted model, not a curated record
UUCCCAACUUCCCAUUACUCUUUCAAACGCACUCUCUUUACAUUUCUUCAAAUUCCGUCAUGUUCAACGAUCAGCCACCACCAUCAACUUCCACCGCCGCCCAUGCCGGAGAAGAUAACGAAGACGUUCAAAUCCGUGAUAUCCACGCUCUGACCUCUCCACAGCCACCGCCGGUGAACGCCAAUCGGAACCGCCGCGGGGAGGCUAAUUGGGAAACCACGAGUCAAAGAUCGACUUCAAUUGUCAGCGAAGCUAGUAGCUCAAGCGAGAAUUUCACCUCCAUGAGUCGAGAGUUCAAUGCUCUGGUUAUUGCUGGUGCGGAGAUCGGCGACGGUUAUCGUCAUGAUCGAUCGAUUAACGAAGCUCCGAAUAACUUGAGCCGAAUUGGAGAGGAAGAGGAUACUACGCCAGAGGUGGAAACGAACCCGUUAGCGAUUGUACCGGAUGGUCAUCCGUUCGAUGAUCUAACAACAUCGUCGGCGAUCUCGAGAACGGAGAAUCGCGACGGCGGUGCGGCGGCGACUAGAGAGAUUUCGUUACAUAUGGUGAAGAAAGAGGAAGUGGAAACGAAGAUUAGCGCAUGGCAAAACGCGAAGAUUGCGAAGAUUAACAAUCGGUACAAGAGAGAAGAUGCUGUGAUUAGUGGAUGGGAAAGGGAGCAGGUUCAGAAGGCAUCUUCAUGGAUGAAGAAGAUUGAGAGGAAGUUGGAAGAGAAGAGAGCAAAAGCAUUAGAAAAGAUGGAGAAUGAAGUAGCAAAAGCACAUAGAAAAGCAGAGGAAAGAAGAGCAUCAGCAGAGGCAAAGAGAGGAACAAAAGUGGCCAAAGUCAUUGAAAUUUCAAACUUGAUGAGAGCUGUUGGAAGGCCACCCGCUAAGCGCUCGUUCUUCUAAAAACAUAUUCGAAAGCUAUUCUAAAACCGUUAAAGUCACUUUUGUCAUACUCAUCAUCAUGAAAUCCCAAUGAAUUUGUAAUUAAUUAAGGAGAUGGACAAAACCCAUCUAAAAAAGAGUUAGAUUUUUUUCUUCUUGAAACAAAGGAAUGAUAUAUUAUUAAUGCAUUAUCUCUCCCAAAUAUCAAAUAUCUUAGAUUAAAGUUGGAUUUAGUGUGAGGAAGUUGUAAGUAAGAAAUGGACAUUGAGUACUUUGAGUGAAUGUUAUUUUAAGAUUUUCUUUCUUGGGUUGGUUUUGGUUGUAAGUUGUAAGUGUGUUUUUAUGAGAACUUAUAAGGAAUAAUUCAUGUCCUUAGUGAUCUUUUUGUAUAGUAAAAGAUAUAUGGUUGGAUAUUACAA